This is a messenger RNA of Selaginella moellendorffii, 1131 nucleotides long. RefSeq lists its product as uncharacterized. The transcript has 4 exons. Lineage: Eukaryota; Viridiplantae; Streptophyta; Lycopodiopsida; Selaginellales; Selaginellaceae. The record is from RefSeq and is a predicted model, not a curated record. Bases 1 to 1002 code for a protein of 333 amino acids.
AUGGCAGUGCUUGCGAUGUCACUUCACCUACACUACUGGGUACGUACUGUGAUCGAUCAUAGUUUAGCUCAACCACGAUGGCAAUGCCGUGAUUUUCUCUUUGUUCUAGCCUUUCCAAUGGCUUCUUUCGGGCCAAUCCCUCCCAAGGGACCCCGGAAGCUCGCCUACUCGCAUCUCGUCCAAAAGGCCCCCCAGAAAUGCCACUUUGAGAGCUACAAUGGCAGUGAUCACGAUGCCAUGCAAAAACGAAGGCUUGCGAGCCGUGUUUUUGGAUUCACGAGACACCACAAGCCUUACACCAAUCUCAGCUUGACGCAGCCUCCACGCGACUGCGCCGCGUAUGCCUCAGACGAGGAGCGUCACAACACCGACGCCGCUGGCCACUUGAAAGAGCAGCAGCGCUUGAACAGAAUCAAAGAAGCCGCAAUCGUGGACAGACUUGGGGCGGAGCGAGAGUAUCAGCGGCAGAAAGUACGCAACAAGUGUGAAGAAGACUGGCAGAAAGACCAGGAUCGCGUCGAGUUCUUCAAAGAGCAGCCUCACGCAAGAGUUCGUGCCAACAAAGGUGGAUCCGCCUACGAUAUCUUCACGCUCGAGUACCACAACAGCUUUGGAGGGGAGCAACUAAGAUACGAGGACGACUGCCAGAAGUGGAGGGCGAACUUGCGAAGCCAGUACCUCGGCCGCCGAGCCUCCGGCGCCAAGAACUACAACAUUCUAAACUGGCAGAAGCUGGAACCAUUCGGAGAAGUUCCACUCAAGCCCCGAGCUCCAGAGCCGCCAGCUCCAGCGUCGUCGAGACGAAGGCCCUCGCCAUUGCCACCGGAGAGCCGGAGGCACGAGUUGAGCAAGGAAGAAACUCCGGCGGCUUGCACCGAGGCUGGAUAUGAUAAGCUCGAGUACAGUGACGAUCGUCCACCGGAGGAGCCGCCAGUUACAGUGAGAGACGUCUUGGUUCGCGAGACGCUACCGUGGGAUCAUCUCGUCGUGGAGGCACGAUAAGAGAAAGCCUUCUUCUGGGUUAUUUAGUUUAAUUUUGUUUAAUUAAGUUUAAUUAGUGUUAAACUUACUUCAAGCAGUUUCAUUUACUUGGAAAUAGUUUAAUUAGUUUAAGUUAAUAUAUUUACUUUU